This is a messenger RNA of Zonotrichia albicollis (white-throated sparrow), 537 nucleotides long. Lineage: Eukaryota; Metazoa; Chordata; Aves; Passeriformes; Passerellidae. The record is from RefSeq and is a predicted model, not a curated record.
UGACAAGAACCAGGACACCAAGAGACAAAGUGAACUUUGCUGAAAGCUUGGUAUCCUUGCUGAACCCCAAUAUCCACAAUUCCCUGAAGCUCUGUGUUCUCCUGCAGUACCUGGUGCCCUUCCUGCUCAACCAGGCUGGAUCUCUGCUCUUCUACCUCACCUUGGCCUCCACAGACCUGUCGCUGGCAGUGCCACUCUGCAACUCCCUGGCUUUGGUUGUGACCUUGGUGACUGGGAAAAUCCUGGGAGAGGACAUUGGGGGGAAAAGGGCUGUGGCAGGAAUGCUGCUCACCAUGCUGGGGCUGUCGCUGUGCCUGGCUGGGGCCUGAGGCAGCAGAGGCUCCCCCAGGGCUCCUCCCGGGCCUGGGAAGGUGUUUUGGGAUGGAUCCCAAACAAAACCCAUGGACUGCACUCCCCACUGCAGGGACAGCAGCCACUCUGUGCCUUCAGGGGAUUUGGGUGCCUCAAACUGGCUUGGACAGCACUGAAAAGGGGGUAAGAAAGGGUUAAUAAAUUAUCCAGUGUGACCUCCUGGCA